Molecule: messenger RNA, 1794 nt
Organism: Eimeria tenella
Lineage: Eukaryota; Apicomplexa; Conoidasida; Eucoccidiorida; Eimeriidae
Exons: 8
Source: RefSeq, a predicted model, not a curated record
UGUCUGUCCAGCUCGGCGCUGCGCCGCUGCUGCAGCAGCAGCUUGUCUCUUUUCUCUUGCGGGCAGCAGCUGCUGGCUUUCUACCGUCUUCGUUUCUUCAAGCUGCAGCUGCUCGAGGCCUUCAGCAGCAAAUUCGCAAAAGCAGCAGCAAGGCUCUACGCCCAGCUGCAGCAGCAGGAACAGGCUGCGCAGCACACGCGCCUGCAGCAGCAGCAGCUGCAGCAGCAGCAGCUCCAGCUCUCCUCGCUGCAGCACGCACUGCUGCAGUCCCUCACGCUCUCGACAACGGUGAUGGGCCGCAUGGGCGUUUUGCAUUUGCCGCUGCUGCAAACAGUGACAAAGAUCCAUAUUUUCUUCCCCCAAACAAUCAGCGCCAUGGGGGCCUCGCAGCUGCUGCUUUGCUGCUCCCAGUUUUGGAAGCAGCAGGAAGGAGACGCUCAGCUGCGGGCCUUCUUGCGCUGGGCGUUGCCGCGCCUGUUUAAUGCUGUCCGCGAGCUGGCAGCGCCGCUGCCACCGCAGCAGGCUCUAAACAUUUUAGCUGCUGCAGCACAAAUACAAAUGAGAGACGCAAAAACUAUUUCUUAUCUUCUUUGGAUUCUUUCUGGACAGUCCACAAGCAGCAGCAGCAGCAGCAGCAGCAGCACGCAGCAGCAGCAGCAGCAAAGUGAUGGGAGCUGCAGGGCGCCCCACAGGGCGUUCGCUGCUCAAGGCAAAUCGCUGCAGUACACAAAUGAAGUUUUCCACGAUCUAAACCCUGCACCUUCGCCUUUCUGCUACCCUGCGAUGCCGCCGUGUCCCUUUGACGCGGCCAAGUGCCGGGUGCUGCUCGAGGGUUUGGAGGCGCAGCAGCUAACAGCUCUUGUGGGGUUUGUGGACUCUCUGGCUUUCUGGACUCCAACAGCAAUGCACAUCGUCUACCAGGUGUGGGAACUGCUGCAGGGGCAGCUGCACGACAUGCGUGCUGCUCAGAUUUUGACUUUGGCGCUGGCAUUCAGAGACUGGCAUUUUAGAGAUUGGGAAAUGCCCCUGGAGCUGCCUGAGCCAGAGGGUGCAGCAACAGCAGCAGCAGGGGGCGCAGCAGCAGCAGCAGGGGGCGCAGCAGCAGCAGCAGGAGGGUCCGGGGUCCGAGGUCCCGCGCUGUGUCUGUCUGAAGCGAACGCAGCAGCAGCAGCAGCAGCAGCACUAAGCCCCCGGCUGGCGCUGCUGCUGGCCUGGAAGGAAGAUUUAAUUUGCUGCUGCAUCGAAGCCAUGGGCAGACACCUCAACUAUGCAGCAGAAACUUGGGGCUGCCUCCGCAAGGCCCGGCUGCUGCAGCACGCUGUCAGCCUCGGCCUGAUGCUUCCCCACCUGGACCUGCUGCAGCAGCAGCAGCAACAGCUUCAGCGGGUGCUGCAGCAGCAGCAGCAGCAGGUGCAGCAGCCGCAGCAACAGCAGCAGCUGCUGCUGCAGCAGCACGUGCAGCAGCAGCAGCAGCAGCGGCCCAGUCUGGUGCUGCACCUCCCCAUUCGUGGGGACUUGGGGCCCCUGCCGCUGCUGGAACUCACCAGCAGCAGCAAGCUGGGGGCCCCCCCCACCGAUACCUCACAGGGGGCCCCCCAGAGGGGCCUUCCUUGGGGGGCCCCCCGAGACGCGGCCUCCCCUGGGGGUCCCCCUGCCUGGGGGCCCCCCGCAGGGGGCCCCACUUGGGGGGCCCCCUCGGGGGGCCCCUCUUGGGGGGCCCCCCCGUGGAGCCCCCUUUGGGGGGCCUCCUCUGGGGGCCCCCCGGAAGAGCGCUGUGCUGCUGAGCAGCUGGGA